Messenger RNA from Ornithodoros turicata, 3574 nucleotides. RefSeq names its product exportin-7-B-like (gene Ranbp16). The record is from RefSeq and is a predicted model, not a curated record. NCBI's taxonomy places the organism in Eukaryota, Metazoa, Arthropoda, Arachnida, Ixodida, Argasidae. Gene Ontology annotation, biological process: protein export from nucleus. The transcript is spliced from 18 exons. Gene Ontology annotation, molecular function: small GTPase binding; nuclear export signal receptor activity. The coding region runs from base 52 to 3372 and encodes 1106 amino acids. Gene Ontology annotation, cellular component: nuclear pore; cytoplasm.
CAUGCACCACGGCGCCGCCAGCGCCACUGGCCACUGUUCCCGCUUUUCAAAAUGGCGGAUGAUCAGGAGCUGGCAAGGGUCGAAGCUCUGUGCCAGCAGCUCUACGAGGGCGUUGAUUCGGCCGAGCGCGCCCAGGCCGAAUCGCAAUUAUCCGAGUUCUGUUGCGGUGCCUCGGCGGACUGCCUGCAGAGGUGCCGCUUGCUUCUGGAACGGUCGCAGAGCUCCUAUGCUCAGCUCCUGGCCGCCACCACUCUCACCAAGCUGGUGUCCAAGAGUCCCGGUUCUUUGGCGCAGCGUCUCGAGAUACGUAACUACGUGCUGUCCUACCUGUGGCAACGGCCCAAGGGGGCUUCCUACGUGACGCAGGCGCUGGUGCAGCUCUUUGCUCGCAUCACCAAGCUCGGAUGGUUCGACACGGCGGAGGACAAGGAGGACUUUGCGUUCCGCAACGUCCUCCACCAAGUGCAGUCCUUCUUGCAGGGCUCGGUCGAGUAUUGCAUGGUUGGCGUGCAGCUCCUGUCGCAGCUCACCUGCGAAAUCAACCACGUCACAGAGGCGGAAGCGAACCGCAGCCUCACGAAGCAACGCAAGAUCGCCUCCUCCUUCAGAGACACGCAGCUUUAUGACAUUUUCCAGCUGGCGUGCGACCUGCUGCGACGAGCGCUUGAGUCCUGGAAAACACAGCUGAGCAUUGUGGAUGACACGCAGCAGCAGUUAACAAGCCAGCUCCUGAGGCUCGCUCAUCACUGUCUCAGCUUUGACUUCAUAGGAACGAGUCCCGACGAAUCAUCGGACGACCUGUGCACCGUGCAGAUUCCCACGGGGUGGCGGCCGGCAUUUCUCGACUACAACACGCUGCAGCUCUUCUUCGACCUGUUUCACUGUCUUCCAAACUCUCUGAGUCCCCUGGCGCUGUCGUGCCUAGUCCAGAUAGCAUCGGUGCGGCGAUCACUUUUCAACAACGCUGAGCGUGCCAAGUUUCUCGCACAACUGGUGGCCGGGGUGAAACACAUCCUCGAGAACCCGAGCGGCCUGUCGGAACCAAACAGCUACCACGAGUUCUGCCGGCUUCUGGCACGGCUCAAAUCAAACUAUCAACUUGGCGAGCUGGUCAAAGUAGAAUCCUAUCCUGAAACCAUUGCCCUCAUAGCCAAAUUUACGGUCACGAGCCUACAGAUGUGGCAGUUUGCACCAAACAGCGUGCACUACUUGCUGAGUCUCUGGCAACGCAUGGUGGCAUCAGUCCCGUACGUGAAAGCAUCUGAACCCCACCUGUUGGAUGCGUACACCCCUGAGGUGACCCGGGCUUACGUGACGUCCAGGCUAGAGUCGGUACCUCAGGUGGUGCGGGAAGGUCUUGACGACCCCCUGGACGAUAUGGGGAUGGUGCAGCAGCAGUUGGACCAGCUGUCCACCAUAGGUCGUUGCGAGUACGAGAAGACCUGCACGCUCCUGGUCCAACUGUUCGACAGGUCCGCCCAGGCCUACAGGGACGCAGGUGGUGGCAACAGCGGACCCUCCGUCGAGUUGGCCAUACUUGAAGGGCAACUGUCGUGGCUGGUGUACAUAAUAGGGGCAGCAGUGGGGGGCCGGGUGUCCUUCUCGACGGCGGACGACCACGACGCCAUGGACGGAGAGUUGGUCUGUCGAGUGCUCCAGUUAAUGCAGCUGCGAGACGCUCGCCUGCCUGCCGCGUCGGGGGAGAAGCUGGAGCUGGCCCUCCUCAGCUUCUUUGAGCAGUUCCGCAAAAUCUACGUGGGCGACCAGGUGCCCAAGACGUCGAAGGUGUACCGCCGCCUGUCGGAGGUGCUGGGCCUGGCGGAUGACUCGAUGGUGCUCAGUGUCUUUGUGCGCAAGAUCAUCACCAACCUCAAGUAUUGGAGCAGCAGUGAGGCCAUUGUGACGAGAACGCUGCAGCUACUUAGUGACCUUAGUGUGGGGUAUUCUUCGGUGCGCAAGCUGGUCAAGCUGGAAGAAGUCCAGUUCAUGCUCUCAAAUCACACGAGCGAGCAUUUCCCCUUUUUGGGUCAUGGGAACCCCAACCCACCAGGCGUGUCGACUGACGGGACCGGAAGCAGCGCUUCCCACCGAGCACGUGGUGGGGGUGGGAUAGAUAUGCGUUGUCGUUCAACCUUCUACACGUCGCUAGGGCGGCUACUACUUGUCGAUCUGGGUGAAGACGAAGAACGCUUCGCCCAAUUCAUGCGACCACUAACAGCGGCAUUUGAUGCUGUGGGGAACUUGCUGGCCAAUGUGGACUCACCUCUUUUCAAUGCUGAAGAAGCGAAGAAAAUGCUGAUCGGGUUAGCGAGAGAUCUACGUGGUCUAGUCUUCGCCUUCAACACUAAGACGAGCUACAUGAUGCUCUUCGAAUGGAUUUAUCCCACCUACUUCCCGGUGCUCCACCGAGCACUCGAGCUGUGGUACCACGACCCAGCGGUCAGCACACCCGUUCUCAAACUGGUAGCCGAGCUGGUACAAAACCGCUCGCAACGGCUACACUUCGAUGUUUCUUCUCCAAACGGAAUCCUUCUCUUUCGGGAAGCCUCGCGCACACUCGUGCUUUAUGGCACCUGCAUCUUGACAUUAGGCCAAGUACCAAAGGAACAGGUUUAUAAGCUUAAACUAAAAGGCAUCGCGAUCUGCUUCAGCAUGCUGAAAAGUGCACUCUGCGGUGGUUACGUCAAUUUAGGUGUCUUCUCGCUGUACGGAGAUCGUGCUCUGGACGACGCCUUGGGCAUCUUCGUCAAACUCCUGCUGUCUAUCCCUCAGACGGACCUUCUGGACUAUCCCAAACUAAGCCAGGCGUACUACGUGCUGCUUGAGUGUCUAGCUCAGGAUCACAUGCAUUUUCUCAGCCACUUGGAGCCUCAGGUGUUCCUCUACAUUCUUUCCUCUAUCUCUGAAGGCCUCACUGCACUAGACACCAUGGUGUGUACGGGUUGCUGCGCGACGCUGGACCAUAUUGUGAGCUUUCUGUUCCGGCGGUUAGCCAAGGGGGGUGCCAAGGGUCCACCGGAGCCCUGCUUGCGCGUCCUCGAGCUCCACCCGGAGAUCCUGCAGCAGAUGCUGUCCACGAUUCUCAACAUCAUCAUGUUUGAGGACUGCCGGAAUCAGUGGUCGAUGUCUCGCCCUCUGCUAGGCCUAAUCUUGCUCAGUGAGGAGUACUUUGCACAACUGCGGCAGAGCCUCGUGAGCAGCCAGCCCGUCGAAAAGCAAGCAGCAAUGUCCCAGUGGUUCGACGCGCUCAUGGACGGCAUUGAGCGCAACCUGCUCACAAAGAAUCGUGACCGCUUCACGCAAAACUUAUCUGUGUUCCGACGUGAUAUAAAUGAUUCGCUCAAGGGCCCUGCCCUUGACAUGAUGGCCUAAUGCGUUUUGUAAAUAGGCGUGGACUUGUUGCGGUGGCUUGGGCUCCUAGACAGGCGGUAGUGAGUUAUUUAUUUGAAAUAAUACGCCUCUCCCUGUUGUCAGGCCCCAUUUGUUGUGAGCUGACAUCCCAUUCCACUACAAAAGCGCAAUAUUUUUUUACUCAAAAUGUUGUACAUAAAGAAAUAAAUUGAUGUAAAUAUGC